Alternaria burnsii is the source of this 1116-nucleotide messenger RNA. RefSeq names its product yeats-domain-containing protein. NCBI's taxonomy places the organism in Eukaryota, Fungi, Ascomycota, Dothideomycetes, Pleosporales, Pleosporaceae. Gene Ontology annotation, biological process: regulation of transcription by RNA polymerase II; chromatin remodeling. Gene Ontology annotation, cellular component: Swr1 complex; NuA4 histone acetyltransferase complex. The transcript has 5 exons. The record is from RefSeq and is a predicted model, not a curated record. Gene Ontology annotation, molecular function: histone binding. Bases 1 to 1116 code for a protein of 371 amino acids.
AUGCAGGCAAUCCGGAACCUUUUCAAGAACGACCUCGUUCUGGUCGGCACAAACCUCACCGUAGUAGCCGGCGUUGCGACUUAUCUAGGCUCUCGGGUGGAGAAGAAACUGGACCGCAUGGAAGAGGAACAGGAGGCGCGCAUGGACGAGAUUGAAGGAACACUACGCGGUCACAUCGGCUUGAUUGAAGACUCGUUGGACAGGAUUGAAGGCAAGCCUAAUGCUGGGAAGCAAGACAAAUUUAUAACAUUGCGCCUGUUGGCAAUACAUUCACGCGACUGCGCCAAAAUGCCUGCGCCAGCCUCCAAUAAGCGCAACAAGCGCAUCAGCCGGAACCUCAUAAUCGGUUCCGAAGCCUGGCAGUUGCCCCCAGUAGGCCACCCCGACCGCCCCAAGGGCGUGCCAGACGACCACACCAAGCGCUGGACCGUAUACGUGCGAGUACCCGACGGCGAUCCCGAUAUCAGAGCAUGGCUCAACAAAGUCUCGUUCAAGAUUUUCAACACAUACGAAAACCCGCUGCGCAUGGUCGAGAAGCCGCCGUUUGAGGUGACCGAGACAGGAUGGGGAGGCUUCAACAUCGAUAUAAGACUGCACUUCCAGCCCAUCUCAGGCGAGAAGGCGCAAUACCGACAGCACUUCUUGCAGCUGGAAAAGUAUGGUGACGACAAAAUGCAAGCUGAGCAGGAACGGUCAGGUUGCGUGCGCUCCGAAUUCCUCGAAGUUGUGCAGUUCAACGAGCCCACCGAAGCCCUCUUCGACGCCCUCACAUCGGAAGACCAGUGGAACUACCUCAUACCUGCCGGUAAGGGCGGCUCGAAGAAGGCAUCGCUGGGCGCAAACGGAAGACUUAGGCGCGGCCUGCCCAAUGGCGAGCGGAGCGCUCAGCUGCCAGAGAAGGGAGGCGAUGAAGUUCCCUUCAGUCAGGAACAAGAGCAGGCACUACAAGAUUUCUUAAAGCAAAAGAUGGAGGAUGUAGAGAAGCAGUUGGACAAAGAGGCCAAGAAGAAGGAAGAGGUAGAGGCUAAGCUCAAAGCAUUACGCAGUGAGCUGGGGCACGAGGCUGCUCAGCAGGCAGCGCAGCAGGCUAGUGGAGACAGGAGCCGGCGCAGGUGA